UUGUCGAGUGUGGACGCGAUUUUUCGAUACCUCUUCCGAGCACACUACACAUAACUCUUCCAACACCUCAUCAGAGCAUCUUCAUACACCAGCACCUACUGAAUUCCACCCACACAUGCACACAGUUCUCCUGCACGUCCUUUCCCAGUUCGCCUAGUGAACGAGCCACUUGGACACGGAUUGGCAUUAUAAUAGUGAAUCUCCCGGAAUCGAUAUCAAAUUUCCGAAGAUUGACCACUAAACCGUUGAAUUGUCAGCAGAAAAUCGGUGCCGCGAGCAACAGUGGUGGGAUCAUUCGUGCCACUCCGAACCACCCCCGUCCCAACACUCCAACCGCGCGAGGAAUGUGUGGUCGUGCGUGAAAUGUCUUUUCGUGUGAGUGGUGUGAUAAUCAAACGUGCUUCAACAGCUUCCGUGAAUGAUGAAGAAAAAUAAUUAAUUCGCUUUUCCGGGAAGUUUCCGUUUUCGGCGUGAGUGCUAUAUUUUCCCACAAGUGAGCAGAAAAUCCGCAAGGAGAACAAAAGCAAACAGAUAAUUUAAAGCGAGAGUUGUUUAAAAAAGCAUCGACAUAAAGAGAAACUCGGUGUUAGCGUUGCUUCACCUUUGGGAUCACUACCGAGCAACACAACACAACCGGCAGCGAUUAGCAUCGUGAGCACCCGCCCCAAAGAGGAGGACGGACCGAGAACUGCCCACUGGACGGCCCUUGGGAAAUUUUCUGCAGUGACACUUUUAGGCCCAGCUACCUUCACACAGACAGGAAUGGAUGGUGGAAACAAGAAAAACACCGUUUCGGAGUUCAGCUACAUGCUGCAGAGACAAGGCAGCGAUGAUUCAACCGAGGCGGCCGCUUUUGACGACAUCAACUCGCUGAUGAAGAACGAGCAACCCAAACAGGAAACGCUAUCGUCACUUCCGCAGGCUUCAUUCAACUACAUCAACUCGAUUGUUGGCAGCGGUGUGAUUGGCAUCCCAUAUGCCUUCCAUCGCGCCGGAUUUGGCCUGGGACUAUUCCUGCUCAUAAUCGUCGCCGUGAUUACGGACUAUUCGCUGAUUUUAAUGGUGCGAUGCGGCCAUCUAAGCGGAAGAUUCAGUUAUCCCGGCGUGAUGGAGGCCGCCUACGGUAAAGGAGGUUACUAUCUGCUAUCGCUGCUGCAGUUCAUGUAUCCGUUUCUGGCGAUGAUAUCCUACAAUGUGGUGGUCGGGGAUACGCUCUCCAAGGUGCUGGUACGCCUCGUGCCCUCCUGGGGCAGCUCGAUGGUAGCGGUUCGCUUCGGGGUCGUGCUGGUCGUCACAUUGUUCGUGAUAAUACCACUUUGUCUGUACAAGAACGUCUCGCGGCUGGCCAAGGCGAGCUUCAUCAGUUUGGCCUGCGUGGUGAUUAUCCUGGUCACAGUCGUGUACAAACUGCUCGCGGGUGAUUACGACGUUGUUCCGGAUACGCCAGAAUCGUGGCGAUUCGCCCACAGCGACCUCAUCCCGGCCGUCGGGAUAAUGGCUUUCGCUUUCAUGUGUCAUCACAACACGUUUCUGGUUUACCAAUCGAUGAAGAGCGCAACGCUGGAGCGAUGGGAGAAGGUAACCCAUCUGUCGGUGGGCUUUGCCUGGCUGGUGGCAGCCCUGUUCGGUAUCGCCGGAUACAGCACGUUCCGAGCGCUAUCUCAAGGUGAUCUCUUGGAAAAUUAUUGCUGGGAUGACGACCUGAUGAACUUUUCCCGCGUGCUCUUCUCCAUCUCGAUCCUGCUGACUUUUCCCAUCGAAUGUUUUGUGUCACGUGAAAUCGUCCGAACGCAGAUCAAACGGUUCUACUCCCAGGAGGUUGUGGAAUAUGACACCGAUAAGGACCCUAGCAAUGUAACCGGUAGCGAAGAGGACGAGAAAUCAGUGGCGACCACACUAGUAAUCGUGUUUGCAGCUUUUAUCAUAUCUCCCUACACCGAAUGCCUCGGUCCGGUGCUGGAAUUGAACGGCCUCCUGGCGGCAAUUCCGCUCGCAUACAUUCUCCCCGGGCUGGCGUACAUUCAGCUGAGUCCACAUUCGCUGUUCAGCCAGGAGAAACUUCCUGCGGCCGGACUGGUGCUGUUUGGGACGAUCGUAACCAUAUCCGGUGCUGCGCUGCUAAUGCCGAAUCUAAUUGGUGACUGCAGAACCGGCAUCAUUAUGGGCUACUGCCGAGACGACGAACUUGCAAUGAACAGCACAAUGAACGGCCAGGGGACCACGCCGGCCUGCCCAACGGAACGAGCUUGAAAAGGGACGAGCUUUACCAACUAAUGCAGACUAAUGUUGAAACCGUAGCUUGGAGGAUUGGUACGGUCCUAGCUGACGCUACUGUGCGGUAAUUGAUCGAUUUAUUACGCACUGUAAUUGCGCUAGCUGAAGAAUUCAAUAUUCGCAGUGAAUCGGUUGUGGGUUGAUCGGUUUUUUUUCAAAUAUUUUUAGUGCAGUAUAUCGAAAAAUGAAGAUAUGAAUUGAUUUACAUAAAACUUACUAUGAAUUGCAAUCUAGGACUAACAACAGUUUAAUGAGACUGAGUUUUUUGAACGGGUUAAGAAAAGGCUUGGAUUUUAGAUUUCCAAUUACGAGUUUGCGAUUUAAUAAUAUUGAAAGAGACACUUCAAUUUUGGUUUCCUUCUAUAUUUUCAUAAUAAAAUCUCUACGAAAACCGGAUGGGACAACCGCCUAGUUUCACGCUUAAUCCCAUUCUUAAGGGUGCAUUGUGACAUGUUAAAAUUAAACACAAUACUAUCGAACGCACGUAAACAUAUGAGGGGCUCAAAAUGAAAGAGGUGUAAGUGAUCUGAUUGAUUUCUCUACGUCGACUCUCUCUUUUGGUCAUAACAUAGCUGCAAACAUAUUCCCAGGUGUAUUUGACAAUGUAGACGAUAGGUCAGAGCCUCAUCUAUCGAAUUCUGUAGCAAACUCAAAUUGUCCGUGUAAGAAAUUUAUUAGAGUUUUCAAAACUGCCUUUCCAUUUACGGUACGAUCAUUAUUUAUUGAACAAUUAAUCAUCAAAGACGAAGUGGGAGUUAUCCAUUUUAACGAAAAUAUCUCUGUAUUGAAAUGUUCUACAGGACCGUUAUAGGAAUCAGAUGAAAGCUGGUUAAAAAGGUUAAUUCGAUUUGCUAUGGAAUUAUUUGUCAAAAAAUGUUAUUACCUCAUAAAAUCUUUGAAAAAAUAGAGAGAAGUCGAUUUUUCAUUUUUUCUCGAUAUUUGAUAUAAAGUAAUUGAUAAAACUUGAGAGGUUAAGCAUUAAAAUGUUGUACAUUCUGUCUUUAUAUGUUCAUUAUUUGUACAAACAAUUGUAUUUUAUUCGUCAUUCUUCUUUCUUUGUUUUUAAGAGGCUUUAAACUUUGCAGUUCAUUCGCCUCUAUUUUAUUCGUCAUGAUAAAAUGACUCAUUACUUUUCAGGUAACCCAAUAUUUUGUCAAUCAGCGCGCAAAUGCACUCUGAUAUGAUUACUGUUUUAUGGUCGAUCUUUAGCUCCUGACUACGACUACUAAUAUGUUGGUCAGCUUCGAUUAUUUCUGUGAUUUUAUCGAUAUUUUCGACGACGUGUGUGUCUGUGUGAGGUGCAUCUUUAACAUCAAAAAUGCCAGAUCAGAAUCGACGAAACCAAAAUCGCACUUAAUUAGCUUUUGAAGCUAAUUUACACCCAAGUUUUUUUACGCGGUUUCUUUGCGUGGUUUUUUACUAGGUUUUUUACGCGGAUUUUCCAAUUGACGCGGUUUUUUUUACGCGGUUUUUUUACGAGGUACGUAUCUCCCGCGUAAAAAAACCCAUAUUUUGUAUUGGCAUCAUAAAUACCGUUCACAAUUUCAGCGAGCAUUUUGCAUUUUCAUCUUUACCAAAGAAAAACUGUAAAAUGUACCGAAUUUUCUCUUUGUUGACUUCCAUUGUUAACACUCUGUAACUCACAACUGAACAGAACAAACAUAAAAACAGCGAAAGAAUUUUCAAGUAUAAAAUGGCACCUACUUUUGAAAUUGUUCGAUCGACACUAUACGAGAUAUCGAUCACUACCCUCAUCUACCGACAGCCAAAAUUUAAUAUUUUUGAGCGUUCUUUUACACUAUUUCAAACAAACAUGUAUAUAAUGACCGGAAUAAAGGAAAAUCCAACCCCAAUAUAAAUUUAUAAAAAAUAAUUCCUAAACUUCUCUUUAUUUAAAUUAAUGGCAUAGAAAAAUUGAACUCCAUUAAAUUAAAAAAAACACUCUUUAAAAAUAACUUGAAAUGCUUAAUAUCCUGAUGAUAUUACUAAAGGGUUAAUAUGAUGAAUCAAUUGUGAUAUCAAUUUUGUAGUUAUAUCAUCAGGGCAUUAAGCAUUUCAAGUUAUUUUUAAGAAGUGUCCGAAAUAUGAAGCCACACAGGCAUACAUUGUAUUAACCAAGUUUAUUGUUUUUGGAGCUGUUGAAAAACGAGCGCACACAAAAUUUCAAUGCAGGUCUGAAAUCUUAUUUUGCAUGAUUGCAAACGUACCGAAUCUCGACAGAAAGAAACUGAGAAGUAUGGAGUGAGCCGUUCAGAAAACCAUUCUGUUUUCAGCCUGAUGUUUAUUGUUGCAAGCAGCGGAGCGUGUGUGGAUGGAGAGAAUACAGGACUGCGAUCGUGAAUCGAUCUCCAUCGCUGAAGAUGGACCUGAGUUUCGAACUCACGAUCGAUCGCUUAGUAGGCGAACGCACAACCAAUGUUGGAAACUUUCUCUCCGAAAUGUUGGAAAUUUUGAUGAUCGAUCGAGAAAAGAAUCAAAACGCAAACGUGAUACACGACCUGAUAUGCGAUAUCCUGAUCAUCAGCGAGAUCAAAAGAGAUCCACGCAAUACUAUUCGUGCAAUGAAAAAGGUCUUGAUCUGCCGAAUCCUGAUUGCACCAUUCGACGACGCAUAGCAGAAGGGCUAUUUGUCUUGGAAACGACCGAUGAACAGCAAGAGGGGUCAAAACAGGUGUAAUAAACAUGCGAACCUAUUUUGCAGCUCUGAGACAUUCUUGGGACGUGUUAAGUUGAAAUUCUGUAACUUCAAUGUUUCUUGACGUAGGAUUGUGUUAUAUUGGAUGCUGAUUGGUGCUGAUGCGUCUAUAUUGCACAAAAAUUUGUGCAAAGGUUCGAUUCUACUGAGGUAACACUGAGGAUCAUAUAGCAUGAUAUUUGUUUCCCGGUAUCACCAGAAAAGAUCUGCGGAAAAUUCGAUUAACAUUGCAAGUGAAAUUUGUUUCCCCAGUCGUAUAUUCAUUUUUGCCCAUACCUGCAACAUGUGUCUAAAGCGAAUUCAUUGCGUCGACACUUUGGAUCUACGAAUUUCACCUUGCGAAAUAGAAAAAUGUCACAAAGCGCAAUAUAUAAUAAGUCUGGGUCAUUUUCAAUGCCAAUUAUUGGACCAAUAUGGACGUUUUCUUAGAAGAUGUUUGUUUUCCAUCGUCCGUAUUUUUUUUACAUGGGACUACGUCUAACCGGAGUAUAUGGGGGGUAAAAUGAAAACCUAAACACAGAACAUGCAGGAAAAAAUGAAAGAUUCCGAAUGCUUAUAACUCGAACAUUUCUCACUGGAUCGGAAAGAUGUUUGCAUCAAUUGAUAGGGAAUAUUUCUACGCAUCCAUCGCAAUAAAUAAAAUGUUAUUGUUCAUUAGCUAAACAAUUGAAUAACUCUAAAACGUUAAGCGUUAUCUAAACGCCCUAGCUGCCUCGUUUUGAUUGGCCCGAUUUACGGUUUCCCAAACACAGCCAUCAUAACCAAGAAGCCUUGGGGAAAUCGGCACAAACCAAGUAGUGUUGGAGGAAUUGGCAUUGCAAAUACAUGAAAGUCGGGGGUAUUUUUGCUCCGACUGAAAUGUGUUUCCCCAACACAGACUUCAGAUCCAAGGUGUCUGGGGGAAUUUUUUUUUUAUCCCAUUUAUCCCAUUUUAGGCUCAUUAGCAUUUUAGCUGUAACAGAGCCGAGUUUUAAUCGUGUACAUGUACAUAUGUUUAUGUUUUUGCAGUUGAGUUAUUAACUACAGGAAAAGCUGAUGAAGAGAAAUCGAUCAAGUCACUUACACCCCUUUCCUUCUGAGCCCCUCAUAUAUCUUACAGACCCUCAAGAGAUUCUAUGCCGUCUCACUUACUUACUGGUCCCACGUCAGUUAUCUGGCGCAAAGGGCUAUAAGAAAAGAUUUCCACUACUUUCUACCUCAUGUACAUUGUCCUUGCGGGUCCAAUCAGGUGCUUCCUUGCAGAUUUCAUGUGUCUUAGAGUAUCUCCGAUCCACUUCCACUUACGCUCCCGAACUUCUGUUUCAAUCUACCAUUGAUAAAACCGACAGUGGAGAUCCGUGUUAGGAAUCCAAUUUUCCAGCCACUAAGCGCGGAUGAUGUAUCGUAAGCAAUGUCUAACGACCUAGAGUUUUUUACGUUAUCUUCACAGGAACACACCACCUUUUACAGCCGUUUAUCCGAGGUUUAUCCGAGACACGACCGCUUUGGACGUAGGACUACGCAAUCUUUUUUUCUAAUUUGUUGGUUUAUCAUUUCGGAUAUUAUUUUCAAAUACGUUCGAAAUUCAAAAAUAACUCUUUAGUAAAAAGUUUCGAAAGUUCCCUGAAAAGGUUUAAUGGCUUACGUGGUUUUGUAGAAUCAUUUCGAGAAGCAACGAUUCUUUUGCGAGAACAUUACACUAAUUGGUCAUAAGUCGCAAUUUGUUUCUUUAUAUCAAUGCACGCAUUGCAUUUUCAUGACCGUUUAUGAAAAAUGCUUCUCAACUCUCGGUCAAAACCGUCAACAAAGCUAGGAGCUUGUUGCAUCAGAACAGAGCCGAUGCGCACGAGAACAAUUACGAAUGGCAACUAAAAGUAUCGAAGGUGUGCUAUUCACAUGUACAGGAAAUGAACAAGUUCUAAGUUUCGCGCAACGAAAACAAGCAACACACACAAACCCAAACAGUGAUGGCUGGAAGCGACCUAUAAUCAUUUGCACUCUUCUCUUUUUUCGCCUGCAUUGCCAUGGCUCGGAUGGUUACGUUAAUUGCAAUGCCAGAUGCACUUCAAGUAAAAUAUUCGCUAGCGCUCACAACUCGAGGGGAAACAUAAAACACAAAACGAGCAGAAUAAGCGACCUUUGUUGUUUCGGGCGCAGAAAGAUUCUGAGAAUUUUCCUCAGAAGAGAUGCAAUACUUAUACUCUAGCAAUAGCUUACUCACUAUGCAAGGGUGGAGUUUACUUCGCAAAUAUUCUCUCUUCGCUAUCCCCCUUCGUUGUUUCUAUUCUAGCGGCUGCAUAAGUUGCCCGUUAUUGACAGCUCUGUUCAUGAAAGCACACAAAUGGACAAAAUUAAUGUAUGGGAAAAUGGGAUUGCUUCCAAUUUUCAUCAAUUCAAACCAUAUACAGACUAUUGUAUUGUAAUGUAUAGCAUAUCAAACAAAUCUUAGAAAAUUUCCGACUCGAUUGGUAUGCAAAUCGUUGAAAUCCGUUCGCAGCAAAAAUAGUUACUAACGUUAAUUUCAUUUCAUAAAAAAUAGAAGGGUUUGAGCCUAGGGGCACUAACGAAAGUUUGACGUAGGACUGUGAUUGUUUAGAACAGUUGUUUUUUUUUCGAAUGAAAUUAUUUUCAUUGUUCAGAAAUCUGUUAGCAUAACUCUUUUGAAACUCCUAAUAGUAGUCCAGAAAAGUUUGUUAUAUGUACUCAUAACCGUCAACGAACAAAAAAAUAUAUAGGAGGUUGUGUCCAAGACACGACCGCAUUGUUGACGUAGAACUACACUGUAGUUUAAUUCAAGUCGCUUGUAUAUAACUGCGAAUAUUACUUUAUAAAGCUACGAAAUUCUAGAAAUAAUCAUGCUACCAGUUUGGUCGGCCUGAAAUAUUUUUUUCUUAUAGAAUCAUUUGACGAUUAUUGUUUGAUGAUUCAUUCUUGUCCUCUCAGAACAAUACAUGCUCGAGAUAAGCGCAGUUAUCAUCUUUAGUGGAGAAAGUUUUGCUACUGGUAAGCGAAACCAAAUCACAUACAAAAUUCCAGAACCACAUUUACUUCCCUGGUGACUAAAUGAACGAAAUAAAGUCUUCCUGUUAAUCUCAACAAUCUCGAAAAGAGUAGCACUGCUUCAUCAUGAUCAAGAUUAGCGCAAAUGCAAUCCUAGUUGAAGGGAGUUUUGCAACUGGCACGCUAAUCCAAAUAAAUUUAUAACUUAUUAUAACUUAUUGAAUAACUUGGUAUUCCCAAAUAAUUUUUUGGUGCACAACCUUAACACCUGCUUUACCAUAACGUCAGUUCAAUGCAUUGAUUCAAUGUCAAAGGCAUCAACGAAGUCUUUAUGAUGACGAAAAACAAAUAAUGUCAACUGCUUGAAAAAAGACUGAAUAUUAGCUCCAGCAGAGAUUCAUUACUAAUACCCUAGCGCAAAUAUUUCCCUCCCGCUAUCUCCCCUCCUUGUCACCACGUUCGGAUCGAAAUGUUCACCCGCAACAGCGCAAUACAUUAAAACGCACGUACACACACAAAAAUAUCCAUAUAUCGAUGGUUUGAAGCAAUUAAAUAUGCACACACUUAUCUCCGUUUUGCGCACUUCUCAACAGAAGCCCUUUUUGCCUUGUUUGGGACACAAAUUAUGGCCUAAUUGGAAGUCGACACCAUCGCGAAUUACCAAUUUACCAGCAUCUGACAUAUCGUUAUGUUGAUGAUGAACUUUCACAGCAGAGGGAUAGUGAGAUAUGCGAUGACGGUAGGUAGAGUGAGAUAGCGAUAAUCGUGCCAUACACCUGGUUGCUACCGUCAUGCGAAACCAAAUCACAGACGAAAUCUAACAUUUAUUUCAUUGGUGAGCUGACGAUAGCCUAGCUUGAUGAUUCCCCACACAAUUGUGUGGCUCAGAACCUUAAUGUAAUGGCGUCAGUUUUAUGCAAUUAUUGCAGUGCUAUAGACAUCAGCGAGUCAGUAAUUUGGUCGCGUCCACAGCUCAAUCCGAAACUAAAACACGUGAGACUUUAAACUGCUUUAGCUUAUUCGUCUCUAACCUGCAAAAAGGUCCUUGGAAAACUUUACUUUUUUCUCUGCAUGAAAUCUUGAAUCUGAUUACUUCGACAUAGAACGAAUUAUUGCACACAAUUUUGUACUUCAUACAAUAUCAUGGGAACGAAGUUGAAAGAAAGAAUGCAUAAUACAUGAUUUACCUUCGCAUUCGCUCGCAAAUCAUAUAUCUUUUAUUUAUUAAAUUUCUCACUUGUUUUAUUAUUUCCACUGUUGAUGUCUCAAGCGAAAAAAAAUGCUGGAUAAAUUUGCCGUCUGUUAGUGUAUAUUAUAACAUAUAUCGUAAGAAUGAUUCUGCGUAAUAUGCAUUUGAAAACUCCCUAUAUAGAAAUCAAAGACGUAGUCCUACGUCAAAACGUGACCUGUUAUCUGAUUCGGCACCCUUAAUGCUUUCGAGGAGAUCAUCAAGUCUGCCCAGCAAAUUAGUUACUCUCUGAACGAGCAAGACAUCGCCGUCAGUCGGGUCAAGAUCGCUCCAUGGCUGAAGGGUUCCAUGGUUCAUCGGUUCGAUCUACUGUCAUCUGCACUAGCUGAGAUCUCAUCUACCAAAAAGUAAAGUAAAGGGUGAUAAUAUGCAAACAUGUCUCACUUCACAAACAUUUCCUCUGUGUAGCGAAGAGAAACUUAAAUUCACCCUUCUUCUCCGUCAUCAACAAGGAGAACGAUCCUUUUUGGUCUAUAAUCACCAUCGUUCUAGAUAUGGGCGAGCGCAAGAUGAUGCAAGAUAAGUUUGGCGUAGAACUACGUCUUUCAUUAAGGUCACGUUUUUAUGAAAUAAACUUAACGUUAAUAACUAUUUUUGCCGUGAACGGAUUCUGGCGAUUUACAUACCAAACCAAUCGGAAAUUCCCUAAGAUUUGUUUGAUAUGCUGUACGUUACAAUCCCAUAGUCUGUAUGUGGUUUAAAUUGAUGAAAAUUGAAAGCAUUCCCAUUUCCUCACACAUUUGUUCUGUCCAUUUGUAUGCUUUUCCGAACAGAACUGUCAAUAACGAGCAACUUAUCGACGAGCAAUGAAGCAUCUGGCAUUGCAAUCAUUUCAUCAAACUUACGCCACUGCCUUAAUGUUUUGAACUACACAAUUGUGUGGGGAAUCAUCAAGCUAGGCUAUCGUCAGCUCACCAAGAUUUAUUUUCUUGGUGAGUCUUGUUUCUGGAAUUUUGUCAGUGAUUUGGUUUCGCAUGACGGUAGGAAAACUCUCUCCACAAAAGGUGACAGCUAAGCUCAUCUAGACUGGCAAUAUUAACAGAAAGGGCUUCUGUUGAGAAAAGCGCAAAACAGAGAUAAUUGUGUGUAUAUUGCAUGGGUACAUCAUGUCAGUGAAAAUGCCAUCACUACACUCAACAGUAUAGUAUAGCUUCCGUCUUAGUACGGGCCAGAUAUUUUCAUGAAUAAGUAGAUCAAAUGCUAUUUCAUAAUAAAUAAAGUAUAGUAGAAGAGAUUCCUGGAACUCGUUGACAUGCUCUAAUAUGACCCAUAGCGUAGUUAUGUUAUCCACACAUGAUCGGUUGGCAUGGAACAAGGUCUGCUGUCGUCGGAAAGCAUUGUCGAUUUUAUCCUAUAGGAUAACCUGGAUUUACUGAUUGAGGGUAAAGUACUUUGAAGGCCAUACACAGCAACAUGAUGCCGCGUCAAUUGUCACGUUUGAUAAGAUCUCCUUUCUAGGGAUCUUUCAUGAGAAUGCCCUGCGUCCUGUCGACCGGAAAAGUCACAGUUUCCGAAAUGUCACUGAAGAGUAGAAUAAACGCUUGUUGUGGGCAUGAAAAAGGCUUCUUUUCCACUUUCGGCUAAUGAAGAUGGGGUCAUUUUGAUUUUCCAUUCGGUCAUUUCGGGAACGUUAGUGACUUUAUGCAAUGAUCAAAGGGGAAAGAGCGAUCUACCAACGACCAUUUCGUUGUUGCAAAAAAAAACUAAGAAACCUAAAUCAUCGUUCCCGGCGUGUGUUUUACCCUCGUAUAUGAUGUGAUGUCUAAAUUUUUCAUUAAUUCGAUUAUCGAUUUGGGGCAUUUUUCAAUAUUCGAUUCAUUCGAAUAAUUAUCUUUCAAUAUUCGAUUCAUCGAGCGAAUAUUUAUUUCUUGUAAUAAUCACGUAUCACGUUCGUUGACCAACGAACUUCCUCCCACGAUGUCGAGCUUUGGGCGGGUGAUUUUCUCUACUGGUUAAGACAGCUUACCUCGUUGAUAAAAGGACAUUACCGCAUCAACUCGGCUUCUAAAAGUAUUUGGGACUGUUGCGGAAUCCUAUUCGGAUUUUAUAAAGCCCAAUAUGUAUCGCACCGCGCCCACCUAGAUUCCUGCUGCUUGUUCGGGGUUGAUCAUAUCUAACCUACAUAUAUAGAAGUCGAUCCACUAGUCUCAAUCCAGGCACCUGCCCGUGACGUGCAGCUAUGACAUGGUCAACACGUUGCAGGUAGACAUAUAGUAAGGGCGAUUACACAUUAUCCGGUUUCUGCCGUACCGGUUUCAAAAAGCACCGCUGGGUUUGGACGGAUAACCGGAUAACAAUGUGAAAGAGACUUUGCGCUACACAAAACCGUACAUCUCUCACAUACACAUACAUGCAUUCAUUUAUAUAGCGGAAUGACAGAUAAACAUUGCUGCAAAUAUCCGCGAUGACGACGGAAUGGUGAAUUGUCUGGAUACGACAUUAGUUUGUAUCUAAGACGUUUGUAUGAGGCAAACUAUUCUCUAUCAGUUUAGUAGAGCCGGAGGCAGUUUUGAAUUGCUGAAUUUGUAUGGAUUUUUUUUCUUGGUGUUAUUUAAUUACUUAAAGUACGUUGUCCUGACUCUAGUUUAAACUAUUUUCUAGAAAUUUUCAGAUAUUCUCACCAAAACUUACCAUUAUAAUAUAAUCAAUUUGCCCAUGAUUUUUUUUCACCACUUACAGGUGAAAGUGUUUUGAUUUACAUAGAGUGCUAAUUUGAUUUGAGAAAAAUAAUUAUCAUUCAUAAUUUUUAAUUCAAAAGCGUGUUCAUCUCUUCUGCAAACCCAUAUUGUCAUGCGGGGGAGUUUGCAUGAUACGUAGCUCAAUGCCGUCAACGCGUAUUCCGACUACAUGCAGCUGAUUGUAUACGGAAAAUAUUGAAACCACAGCUGCUGCGGCAACUACGAUCCUUUUCGUAUUUGCCUUGGAGAAGACGGCCGAAUGUUGAAGUGUGGCACACCAGGAGCACGGUCAAAGUGAGAGCAGGUCUCACGGACAUUACGCGCACCCUGCAUCAGGACGGUGUUCUUACGCCCACUUCAGAAUACGUUUACGAGCAUUUUCCGUAAUUCGCACAGCACACAUACACGUUUGUCUUGGCCACAUAUGGUUCUACAACAGUUCCCACAACAGCGGCAAUGUAAAUUUGUAAUGAUAAAAAUGAAAAACCUACUGGACAAAACACAUAGGUGUCAUCAACGGUAUUACAAAAACUAACUUUGGUUCAGUUGCGGUGUACUUAUUCUUACGCUAAAUUAUUUUAUUUUCAAACAUACACAAAUAGCAUAAUUUAUUUCACACGCGAUUGAGCCUUACAAAUAAAAUAAUUAAAAAAACAUAA
Messenger RNA from Toxorhynchites rutilus septentrionalis, 12534 nucleotides. Its product is annotated as putative sodium-coupled neutral amino acid transporter 11. Bases 763 to 2250 code for a protein of 495 amino acids. Gene Ontology annotation, molecular function: amino acid transmembrane transporter activity. Gene Ontology annotation, biological process: amino acid transmembrane transport. NCBI's taxonomy places the organism in Eukaryota, Metazoa, Arthropoda, Insecta, Diptera, Culicidae. The transcript has 9 exons. The record is from RefSeq and is a predicted model, not a curated record.